Messenger RNA from Emericellopsis cladophorae, 411 nucleotides. RefSeq lists its product as uncharacterized. Lineage: Eukaryota; Fungi; Ascomycota; Sordariomycetes; Hypocreales; Bionectriaceae. The record is from RefSeq and is a predicted model, not a curated record. The transcript has a single exon. The coding region runs from base 1 to 411 and encodes 136 amino acids.
AUGCCGACCGACCGCGACAGUCAGCGCUGCCGCGCUAGCCAUAGCGAAGCCAUCGCCGAUGCCGUCGUCCAUCUCGACCAGCCCGCCAAGGCUCCGGAGCGACUGAAUGUCCGGUUUCACGGAGCAAACACAGACCGUGGGAGGAAGACCCGCCCGACCAGAGACAAGACCAUCGACGAGGAGGGGUUCGACAGCGACGACAUUCUCUCCCUCCACGAUGCGCUCCGCUCGCCUCGCCUGAGUCGCACGGGGCAGCCGGCCCCGACGGCCAUUCGCCACGACAAGGCUAGCAAGCCCUUGAAGCCCCGUCACUCGUUCAGGCGUAGCGGUUGCUGGCGCUUCCUUCUAGGCGUAGCCUCGAGCGUGGCCGUGGCGAAGCAGGACCACCGUUGCGGACAUGGAUGCGGGUGA